CGCAACCGCAUCGCCUGCGACGCCUGCCACGCACGGCGCGUGCGUUGCGACCGGGCUUUUCCCUGUUCGCGCUGCCUCCGCAGUGAUAUUCAUUGUGAAUUCACCCGUGAACGUCGGAAACGAGGUCGUAUUGCGCGAUCGAAGCAGGCCAACACAAAUGGCGGGGGGACUGAAAAGUUAUCCGCUGCGCUUUCGAAUGGACGUGUCCCCGCACCCUCAACGGCGGAUGCGGCUGCAACACCGGCACCGAAUGGCUCUCCAUCAUCCAGUUUUCCGCACCGGUCACCGGGGACGAACGAGAUGACGGCCUCCGCGCCGAGUGUCGAUGAGCGACGUUCGCAAGCGGAGCUACCAAUGCCCCCACGAAAGCUGGCACCAGGGGGCAAUGUGACGGAAGAAUGGUUGGCAGCAGCACAUGUGUCUCCGGGCUCAUACGAUUUCUUGGGCGGAGGGUUGGGGGAGGGACCUUUCCCCCGAAUGUUUGAUGUAUGGAGCGGGGUGGAUUUGUCCAACAAUAGCGGUCCCACGCCGCAAGGAGCGAAAGUGUCGGGAGUGGGCCAAACGCCGGGAGUUCCUCCGGCCUCACUGAAAUAUCCGGUCUUGCAGCCGUUGAUGCCGUUUUUGGAUGCGAACCUGCCCCGGAGGCUGGUUUUUGAUUUGCUCGAGCUGUAUUUUACCAGUGCUUUUUCGACCCAUAUGCAUCCGGUGUGCCAUCAUAUCCAUUCCUAUAUCUUGCGCAAAGCCUCUUUCCUCAGUCGCGAUGCGCCUCGCCCCAGCACGCCGGCACUGUUAGCUAGUAUGUUAUGGGUGGCGGCGCUGGAUGACCGGGCUUUUGCCUUGUCGAUUUCGCCGCAGCAGCGGAAGAACAUCUGCCAGUUUCUUUGCGCACUCACGAUCCGUUUACUGAGACCCUUGAUCCAUGUGUCCUUCAAAGACCAGGGUGCAUCGCUGAGUGAGCCGGUGGGUCAGGAAUUGCCCCCGACCACGGUCCAUCAUCCGUUUGAAGGGGGCGGCGAUGAUCGGGGCCUGGUGGGACCGGCGGGAUCGCUGGAUGAUGUGAUCACCUAUAUCCAUGUAGCGUCCAUCAUCUCAUCAAGUGAGCAGAAAGCGGCUAGCAUGCGAUGGUGGCAUGCGGCGUUUACCCUGGCGCGUGAACUCAAGCUAAAUCAGGAGAUCGAGGUGUUACCGAACGUGGAUACUCAGACGGAAGGGUCGAGCCCAUCGUUCGAUUAUGCGUUACCGGGUUGGAAUGGUGUGGACACCAGACCCUUUUUUGACUACUCGAAUCCAACCCGACCGAGCCUAAAUUGUGUUUGUGACCGCCAUGACAUGCAGAACACGAUCACUGAAGAGCACCGCGAGGAGCGUCGUCGGGCGUGGUGGUUAUUGUAUAUCAUGGAUCGUCAUCUGGCGUUGUGCUACAACCGGCCAUUGGCAUUACUGGACGCGGAAAGCGAAGAUCUACUUUUGCCUUUGGACGAAGGAUCCUGGCAGUUGGGGAAUAUCCAUAGUAAUAGUCCUCGACCCGAUGGGCCACAGUGUUUACUGUCUGGCGACAAAAAUAAACGUCGCGUUUUCCCGAAUUUCAUCUGCCACGACCACUCGAUUUUCGGCUUUUUUCUGCCACUUAUGACCAUUACUGGAGAGCUGAUUGACUUAAAUCAGUCUCGCAAUCAUCCGAUGCUCGGAGUGCGACUGAGCGGGAAGGAUGCGUGGGAUGUCCAUGUCAAUGAAGUCUUGCGACAGCUGGAGAUGUACAAAGCCAGCCUGACGGCUUUUGCCGCCACUGCCUCGGAUCCCGAGGCCCCACUUUCGUAUGCAUAUCCGCCGCCCAAGCCGGAUAAUGGAGUUGAUCCCGCCCUUACCCAAGCAUAUUCCUGGCAUACCCAAACGGUGAUCUCCUAUGCGUCGUACCUGGUGCACGUUCUGCAUAUUCUCCUCGUGGGCAAAUGGGACCCGGUCUCUUUGAUCGAAGACAAAGAUUUCUGGACAUCCUCCCCUGCAUUUGCCUCUACAAUUUCCCAUGCGUUAGACGCCGCCGACUCGGUGGACCAGAUCCUCCGGUUCGAUCCUGAUAUUAGCUUUAUGCCGUAUUUCUUCGGCAUCCAAUUAUUGCAAGGCAGCUUUUUGCUGCUCCUGAUCGUCGAACGUCUGCAGAAGGAAGCGGGCGAAGGUAUCCUGAACGCAUGUGAGGUGAUGAUCCGUGCGACUGAAUCAUGCGUCGUGACGCUCAACACCGAGUAUCAGCGCAACUUCCGGCAAGUGAUGCGCAGUGCCGUUGCUCAGGCGCGCGGGCGCCCUGUCAAUCAUAGCGAAAUCCGGCACCGGCGGAAGGCCGUGUUAGCCCUCUACCGGUGGACACGAAAGGGAACCGGACUAGCCUUGUAAAUUAGGGCUUGCGUGCAUGCCAAUGUCGAUAGGGUUCUCGGCUCUGUGACCGGGCCUAUCAGUGUGCAGGAUCUGACCCAGCUCCUACUGCAGGAAGGGGUGCUAGUGGACCUAGUUGGGAUAAUAUAGUAGACAUGCAGCUCGGUCUGUCGUCAUACCGCGUAUGCGGCGGGUGUUCAGCUAUGGUGUUCAAGCUAGACACGUUCUACAGAACUCCGUGCUAUGCUGGGGAUGUAUAUAUUGAUUAUGAUGUUGCGUAUAUUGACGUCUGUAUAUGUAUGUGUAGUAUGAUUGAUAUAAUGAAGUCUAUACCGAGAGUAUCUUUGUCCACCUUCAUUCAUUCAUCUGAGAAUAGACC
This is a messenger RNA of Aspergillus pseudotamarii, 2746 nucleotides long. Its product is annotated as transcription factor domain-containing protein. The record is from RefSeq and is a predicted model, not a curated record. The transcript has a single exon. Gene Ontology annotation, biological process: DNA-templated transcription. Lineage: Eukaryota; Fungi; Ascomycota; Eurotiomycetes; Eurotiales; Aspergillaceae. Bases 301 to 2388 code for a protein of 695 amino acids. Gene Ontology annotation, molecular function: DNA binding; zinc ion binding.